Racocetra fulgida is the source of this 222-nucleotide messenger RNA. The record is from the annotation of a GenBank genome assembly. Lineage: Eukaryota; Fungi; Glomeromycota; Glomeromycetes; Diversisporales; Gigasporaceae.
AUGAAAUUAUUGAGUAUUGAUGAUGAGUCAGUAAGUAAUGAGAUGAAUAAUAAUUUGACUGAAAUUAAACAAGAUAAUAAGGAUGGGAAUAAGAAAAUUAGUGAAAGUAAAGAAAAGCUUAAGAGUAGUAAUAAGAAAGGUAAAAAGCAAGCUAUUUGUAAAGUAGUUCACAACACCAGGUCAUCUAGUUUUAAGAUAGAUGUUGAUAAUAAAAGCGAGUAA